Molecule: messenger RNA, 3893 nt
Organism: Stegastes partitus (bicolor damselfish)
Lineage: Eukaryota; Metazoa; Chordata; Actinopteri; Pomacentridae
Gene: tlnrd1
Product: talin rod domain containing 1
Exons: 1
Coding region: 1610-2674 (354 amino acids)
Molecular function (GO): actin binding
Source: RefSeq, a predicted model, not a curated record
GAUGUGAUGGUGGAGCAGCAGCUCGUCCUCAUACUAACAGCAGCCUGAAACUCCGCGUAGUUCUUUGGCUACCGUACAACAACAGGGUUCCUCGGGACUUCGCUAAAGAAAGACAACGACCUGUUCACAGACAUGGUGGAAAGUUAACUUUAAGCCGGAGGACUACGUGUGUUGUUCCGUUGCUACAACUUUGCUCAGUCCAGCAGCCGUUCAGCCGCGACCACACCCUCCCUGCUUCCUCAUAGUACUGCAGCGGGAACGCGCAGCACGACUUUGAAUCUCUGGGAAUAACGGCCAGCUCUUGUUUACGGUUUCCUGGUCGUGGAAUCUGCCAAAAACAAUUGAGCUGUAUGUUCCGAGACCGGCGGCUGGCAUGGAAGUGAGGAACGAGUCCUCACAGAGGACAUGCGGGGCUACGCACUGUCGGGUCCCGAGUUAAGACGCGGGGGAAGAGGUGGAGGGCGGACUGACGGACGAUGCAUAUGGAGUCGAAGCGACCAGAGCAACUGCUAGCUUCUAACCCAGGGCUGUGUUUGAAGAAGAAGAGAUUGAAAGUGGACUGAGGGGUUUGUGUUGGUGGACAGUCACCUUUUCGGUGGAUUUUACUUGGGAGGACUCAUGAAAUGAUGGUGCUGGAGGGAAACACAAGUCUUCCCGCUGUCCAGAAGAGCUGCCCGGGAGCUGCCCCGUCUCUAACCAGUAUGAGUAUGCCAGGCAGGUCAGACUCAUUGGGUCAAAGCCGGACAAGAUCUCGGUGCUGUUACAGGGUACUGGCUCUGACGCGAGUGGACACAAAAUGAUAUCCUGUUGAAUAUGGUCACAAGAGACUUAAAACAACAUCCACUUAUUGUUGAGGUGAUGUUUUUUUGGCGAAAGUCAUAAAAAAAAGACCCAAAGUAAAGACAUCUAAAGUUUUUAAAGUAGAACAGAGGCUGUUGAGCAGAGGGAAUUCCAAUUGGGAAUAUGUUGUGACAUUAUUUUUAUAAUUCUCAAUCUGCACUUUGCCCUUUUGAAGGCACCUUGGUGGCACUGCAGUUUGUGUGUGAGUUCGUUUUAAAUUCAGCAACCUGUGAAUUCUUCUGUUCCACGGAAACCUGGGACUACAGUUAGCAUAUUGACCUGUUGUUUAUGUUGUUCAGGGCAUUUAAAUUAAUCUUCAUAAGAGCAUAUAGCUUAUUACACUGAUUACUAAGAAGUAAUGAUAUGUGUAACAUUGUAAAAUUACUAACAACCAAGGCCGAUAACUCUGGGAAUAUGCCAGGUCACAGUCUAGACUUUUAAUAUAAUAUUCUUUAGGGACACAUUAAUUAACAAUGGGGGUGUUGUAAGUAAAUGCAGUAACUGAGCUUUGCUCUAUCCACAUGUUUACAUUGAGAAUGCAUGUCCUGUGUGUUAACAUGUGAUGCACAGUUGAUUACCUAUACUCUGAAGGAAUUUAAGGAAGACUGUUUGGCCAGUUGUUAUUUAAUAUAGUUUGUAGAGAGCAGUGAGUUGAGGCUUGUUGUGGAAAUGUCUCAAACAAUGCAGUGUGCAACAGCAGAAAACUAUAAAUAACUGAACCCCUCCAGAAGAACAGUUUGACCCUCUCCCCCUGACUCCCCUCAUUAUUAUGGCUAGUGGUGGCUCUGGCAAAUCAGCUAGUGAGGGAUCAACCAGCAUACCCAGCGGCAGUUUGCAGCAGAGGAAGCGGCUCUCCUCCGUCUGUGACACAUGUAAGGGCAAAAUGCAGCUGGUGGCUGACCUCCUGCUGCUUUCCAGUGAGACCAGGCCAGUCAUGACAUCUGAAGGCGUGGCGGUGGCCGACACCUUUGACCAGUGCCGCGACACAGUCAUCGCCAGGACUAAAGAGCUCUCCAUUCUCACACAUGACAUCCAGAGCCAGCUCAACAUGGGACGCUUCACAGAGGUGGGGGACCGCCUCCUGGAGAUGGCCGACCUGGUGGUGUCUUUGACUGAGUGCUCGGCUCAUGCUGCUUACCUGGCAGCCGUGGAGACCCCCGGCUCUCAGGCCUGUCUGUCUGGUCUUGUGGACCGCUACAAGGUGACCCGCUGCCGACACGAAGUGGAGCAGAGCUGCAGCAUCCUCCGAGUCACACCCCUGCCAGAUCUCACCCCCCAGCUCCUUCUUGAGCUCUCUCAGAACAUCUCCACCAACCUCAAGACUCUGACGGACAUCUCGUCGCUGGCCAGCGAGAGGUCCAGGGACCGUUUUGCAAAAGAGCAGUUCAAAUUGAGUGUCAAGAGCAUGAGCACCAGUGGCACAGCCUUCCUGGCGUGUGUCAAAGAGGUGAAAACCCAGCCUAGUGAACUGACCAGAAACCGAUGUGUUCUCUUUAGUGCCGCUCUGGUCCAGGCUGUCAGUGCCCUGGUCGGCUUUGCUACAGAGCCACAGUUCCUGGGAAGAGCUGCGAGUAUCUCAGCUGAAGGGAAGGGGGUACAGACUGCAGUGUUAGGAGGAGCCAUGAGUGUGGUUUCUGCCUGUGUCCUACUCACUCAGGGCCUCAGGGAUGUUGCCCAGCAUCCUGAGAGCAGCUCCAAAAUGGCAGACUACCGGGAGCGUCUACGUAACUCAGCAUGUGCUGUGUCGGAUGGCUGCACUCUGCUCACUCAGGCACUCAGAGAACGCUCCUCUCCGAGGACUCUGCCGCCAGUCAACUCACAUUCUGUGAAUUAGUUUAGGAAGAGGCAACAUGGUCUCCAGUCCCCUUUGCGUUUUGUGAUGUACCAAAGAGACUCACUUGGGUUAUCCCUGUUCAUCAGGUAUAAGCUUGAUUUAUACUUCUGUGUAGAAUCUACUCAGAGCCUGUGGAAGUGGCCUCUGCUGCUGUGGGCAUUUAUACUUGUGCGCUGGUGUAUCUGCAUCACGAUGCAGUUACACCAUGAAAAUGCUAGUUAGCAGUGGGAUGUCUGUGUCACUGUGUUGAGUUUCUUUUCUUCAAACUUAGCGGAUCAUGUUGAAGUUGGAGUCAGUAAACAUUGAACAACAUUUUUUUUUUACUGAAGUUAUUGCACAUAUAAAAGAGAGUUGAUGGUGUAAGCGAAAGAGUCUGUACAUGGUUUAGUUGAACCAUGGAAACUAGAAAACAGCAUAUGGCCACAUUGGCAUAAUAAUGGCUAUGGCAUUUGUACUUUGAGUGAGCCAGAUACUAUUACACCCUAUAACACAUUACAUUUUGUUUCACGGAAACAUCUUGCAAUUAAUACGCGAUGUAAACACAAUAUGUUUCUUCUGAACGGGCCAAUCACUGUUGUUACAUUUCUGGGGUAGUGCAUGUCAGGCUAUGGUGUAGGCGCAGGCGAAGCAGCUACACCCUACCUGUGGUCUACCUGCUGUGUAUGUUCAAUGCAGAAGUAUAAAUCAAGCUUUAUAGUCAGAGUAACACCAGAAAAUGGCUGUGAGUGGGUCUGUUCUCGUGGUUGAAGUGUAUUUGAAUGCAGAGGAGCGUAAAACAACCACUGCAGGGUUUUGUGUUGCGCUGGAUGUGACUCGACCCUUGUGAGAAAUGGACCACUUGACCACUCUGAGCCUGAUCUGAGCUCAGCUGACAGCCCACUCUCACCACCAGACAGCAGCCUUCAAACCUGAAAAGUUUACCUCAGUUUUUAGCUCCGGUGAAAACACCAGCCUUGAUGAUGGAUGUAGCCUUGCUGUGUGAACCUAUGGUUGGCUGACCUGCUCGAUUAGAUGUGCUUUGUUAGAUUGGAAAGAGUUAUCAGAGUGUCUCAGUGCUUGUAUUUUUUCAGCAUGUGUGAAUUCUUAAUUCGUAAAAAGCUGCUGUGAGUGUGUGCCAUAGGUUUUACACUAUUUACCAGACUUUCCAUAGUAUUUUCAAGUGUUUUGACCAUGCAUGUAAUGGAGUAUUUAUUUCAACUAUUAAAAACGUUGUUUCUGA